AUGGAGUAUCUUACCAGAGUUGAACUACUCCAGAGGCCAGUGGCCCUGCACGCAGAGCCGCAGCCCGACCUUCCCACGGUGGAGAGUUUCGGGGAGACUUUCCGGCGCAGCGUGGAGCUGAAACGCGCCAAGGAAGCGACAGACGGUUUCCGCUAUGACCUUGUCGUUCUCAUGCGCUACGACAUCUUCUUCAGGUCUCCACUGCGGCUGACUCCCGCCGUGGGUUCGCCAGCCCUUUGGACAGGGCACUGGUGCUCGAUCCACGCCGAGGACCUCGGAGUUCGCGAGGUCGUAUUGACCAAUGACCGCAGCAUCAUGGAUGUGCGCUACCGGCCAUCGGGUGUUUACGCACCGUCCCAAUUUGCGCCGACUGGACUGCACGACUUCUGGUUUGCGGCCUCCUCGCAUGCCAUGGACGGCUUCGCAUCUUGGGGGGCUGCCGUGCCCGCGCUGCGCACGCGUUUCGGCUUGGCUUCCGAUGAGGUGCCCGUGGAUGUGGGCCACUUCUACACCUUCUUGUAUGCGAAAGAUUUGGGACUGCCAUUGAAGUUCACAGGCCUGAGCUACAUCGACUACACGCUUGUUCGCUACCGCCACUGCAGGCUUCUGGUCGGCGAGCAGAUCCAGGCUCCAGACACCUUCUGCAGCCACUGGGAGAUCAGCAUAACGAGGCAAUGCCAGUCCUGGCUGCCGCAGCCGCGGGGCUGGGCCACCCAUUACUGUCCUUUGGCCGGGAGGCGCGCGGAGCUGACACCUUCGGGUGCCGGCUGCGGGCGCUUCUGA
Molecule: messenger RNA, 783 nt
Organism: Symbiodinium natans
Lineage: Eukaryota; Dinophyceae; Suessiales; Symbiodiniaceae
Source: the annotation of a GenBank genome assembly